Messenger RNA from Puntigrus tetrazona (Sumatra barb), 4330 nucleotides. RefSeq names its product protein shisa-5-like. The transcript is spliced from 7 exons. The record is from RefSeq and is a predicted model, not a curated record. Lineage: Eukaryota; Metazoa; Chordata; Actinopteri; Cypriniformes; Cyprinidae. The coding region runs from base 68 to 748 and encodes 226 amino acids.
UUAGAAGCGGGAAAACCGCUACAUCCGCCCGUCAUACCUUCUCCUCAACUGACUGAAGAGCAGCGCUAUGGCUUCCAACGUCCUAAUUCUUCUUUUUUUCGCGGGAAUAUUCACGAUCGCAGUCGGCUUUGAGAGAUGCAGCAUGUUUAGUAAAGACGCCGUAUACUGCCAUUUCUGGAAAUCGGAGAUCUGCUGUGGGAACUGUGACAAAAGCUACUGCUGCUCUGAUCCGCAAAAAAUAUUUACCAGUAAAGCGCAAUCCGACUGUCAUUUCAAAGACCUCAGGAUCUUCCCUAAUUAUUCUUCUCAAAGCAACGCUGUUUCCAUUGCCAUCGGUACUGUCUUCAUACUAGGGCUCGUAGCCAUCUUUAUUUUGCUCAUCUGCUGGGUCAAUCCACGCUGCUAUCUCUAUAAGAGGUUCAGGAAUCCUAGACCUGUGGCUACGGUCGUGACGGGACAAUACCAUCCGCAGCCUUCAGCCAUCAUUCAGGGUGGUCAGUACAAUUCGUACCAGGCUCUGCCAAGUAACCCACCUCAUGGAGGCCAACCGAUGUCAACCGGACCACCGCCCUCAUAUCAGGAGGCUGUAGGUCCGGGGUAUUCUGUUCCCAUUCAGGUUGCGCAUGACGGCGGCCAGGCCAUGUUCCCUCUACAGUCAGCGCUGCCCACAGACUACACCUCACCUCAACCAGCGUACAACCCCGCUUACACCGGAUUCAUCAGUCCAGUCGUCAAGACCAGUAACUAACUCCAAACCGCUGGGUUCUGGAGGCUUACGCGUUUCUUCUCUGCUGUUGUGAAUACAGUUACAAUGGGGCUGUGAAUAAUAGUGUUGUUGUUGUUCGUUAAUGUUGCUGCAUUUGUGCGCUCUUGUUCGACAUUGUUUACACUUGCCUUAAACACUUGAAACUUGAAUUUCUCUCUCUCUCCCUGUUCUAACCAAAGAUGCAUCUACUGUAGUUAUUGUGGAUCCUACAUUGGUCCAGAUUUGUUUUGUGAUUGUAAAUUUAAGUUGCGAUUGCGUCUGUCCAAUCAUUUCACGCCGAUCAAUCAAAGCAAGUUGGCUUUGUUGGCGAGUCCAGAGAGAAAUUUAGCAUUUAGUUUACAGAGGCGUGUCUGUGUGCAUUUAUACAAUUAUGUAUUUAAAUAUUAAAACACUUCACACGUACACUGGUGUUUUUUGUUGAUGUGGUUUAGAUGUUUUUGGGUUUUUUGCGUGGGAGGGGCACUACAGCCGCUUAUCAGGAAAUAAGCCAUAAGCAAAUCCAACUAUAGAAGGGGACUUGUGCUCUUUCCUAAAGUUAUAUUCGUGGCGACGGUAGGUGAGUGUCAAUUUUUCUGUUUAAUUAAGCUGGCAAAGCGCGGUAAAGAGAGUUUUCAAUGCAACAUUAAGAUUUUGGCUAUAAAUCAGCCCACCAAAGGCAUUCUCCGAGUUUUGUUUUCAAGCGGCGCUGUCCUCCGAGACUCUAUUUCAUAAUGCCCGCUGGCUAUAGCUCCCAAAGUUGAACCGGCGUUUAUCUUCACCCGUUUUGAUUUCUCUGUGGCGUUUUUUCUACACAGCAAUCGCUUGUCUCUAAACCCCUUAGUUAGGAGAUGUUCAUGUUCGCAAGCCAUUAGCUAAAUCACACACGAAUAUAUACACUAAUGUAAUCUUUCACAAAGUACUGAUGUGCUUGACCAGUGGUGUAGUCGGGGCAGGUAUACUUAAGUGUUUUUUUUUUUUUUUGCUUUGUUUGCGUAUUACAACUUCUGAGGACCAAUGUGAGCGUAAACCAUCGUUAUACUCACUUGUUUUGUUGAUUAAGACGUCCACAAUCUGCUCAUGCGUUAGCGUCCCCUUUAACCGUACCCCAAGUGUUUUUUUAUAAACUCGCGAACGUUUGUGGUAAUUGGUGCAUUUUUGUUUGAAUUCUGUCGUUUCCGGCCCCCGACGGUGAAGCAGUCAGGUGAUAAAUGUGUUUGUAUAUUGUUUUUGCCCUCUGUUCUGCCAUUGCUGUUUAAAUGUACGUGAUUUAUGAUGCCUUUGAGUCAUCAUGGCAGAAUGUAACGUUAUCCGAGCAGCGCAGGGUUCUUGAAGUUCUAGACGUUUCAGCUUGAUGAAGAAGCAUGCAUGAAUCAGGAGGUAACAAGCUACAUACAGAAAGUACACAAAUACAGUCAAAAAAACAGUAUUUGCCUAAAACACAGUCCAUUAUGCGUUAAAUAAAUGCAGCAUUUGGCUGCAAUAGGAUUUGUGCAUCUCCUACUGACCGUUAUUUAUUGUCUAUCCAACAACGAAUUCAAAUAAUUUUUUGGAAUUAUUUAAACGUUGCAAGGUUAUCCCACUGCAAAAAAGUAAAGACUUAGCUAGCUAGAUUAUGCGGUUUCAGUCUAAUGAAUACCAUCUGUGCUUCUUGUUUCAAAUGUUUCAAAUUUUAUGAUGAGCGAAUGGCCCAACAAUUUCACCGUUCAACCCAGAGAAAUAUGUUCAGGCCCGGGCAAGACAUCGUCACACUCAGUCACGGCAAUGUAAAUCUGUAAAUACGAAGCAACUGACAAAGCAAUGCAUAAUUGAAAAAUGUAAUGUAUAAAAAUAUAUGCAAAAAAUGACAGGUUGUAGAUGUAAUUCAUGUGUAAUAUAGAUUGAUAUAUUCCUAAUAAACAUUGAUUUCUCCCUUUUUUUUGGUCACUUAUGUAAGGCUGGAUGGGUGGGGGGUAGUUUCGUUAGUUAGUGGUAUUUCGUUUUAGGACUACACCACUGGGCUCGACAUUAAAACCCGUUAAAUGCGUGUGGAUUUCAGCUGUGGCGGGAAACACAGUCACCCACACUAACCUCUGGCGGGUUGAAUUUUAAAUAGGCUACUGUAAUAUAACUUUACAUUAAUGCUCGCCUGAGACAAACUGGAGUACGAACUGGUCCAGUGCUUAGUUCGUUAUCUGAAGAGCUCAUUUGCGGAAACCAGUAGAGGUAUUUUGAUUAGUUAAAAAAAAAAAACUUCAUUUAAAGACUAAGUCAGUUGUCCGGAAGCCAAAACGCUCAAUUUUUAUGUUGCUUGUGUUUAUUUUCACAAGUCAUUCUCUUGAUCAUGGAAGGCCCGUCCAUUGUGCCCAUGCUUGUGCCCACAGUAGUGUUUUUCACGGCGGCCGUUUCUAUGUGCCUCCUCUGGUACUGCUGGUGGAAAAGAUUCGCGAGGCAGCAUGCGCAGACAAGAACUACGGUCAUGACUACACAUCAGCCGCAAUACUCAUAUCACCAGCCUGUGGCUAAUAACCUACAGCCAGCUUAUGGAGGACAACCCUUUCUGACUGGACACUGUCAGCAACCUUAUGCCCCCGGACCACCACCACCACCCACGUAUCAGGACUCUAGUUGGUUUCCCGCUCCCUACAGUCAGGCUGCAUACGACGGCGGUCAGAUGGUGUUCCCUCUACAAGCAGCGCUUCCCACAGACUACACCUCACCUCAAACCCCGUACAACCCUGCUUACGUAGAAUCACAGACCACUUAAUCACCCAGAAUGGCCGGCUUUCAACCCCGGAUCACACAGAACUGUUUGCUUCCGCGCUCUUUUACCAUUUAAAGUGCGCAACUACAGACCGAUUUGUAGUUUGCUUUUAUUCUGUGGUAUUUCAUUCAACGGUCAAUAAAAGGAAUUUUGAACUCUUUUUUUUAACGGUCAAAAAUUAGUGUAAAAAAGGCUAUUAUUUGAUUGUAUUGAACAUUAUUCUGUCAAACAAAUGGACAGCUAUCAGUGCUGGACGUACAGUCGCCGAAUUGUAAGAUAUUACUCACUUUUAUUUGUUUGUCUCUCUUUAUUUAAACCUAAUAUAUGCGAAAUGUUAGAUUAAACCUUUAACCAUUUUAAGUUUUCUCGUUCUUGACACAGACACAUCUAGACUUUGAAAAUAAAUGUUUCGAAUUACACUGGUGGGUCUGGUUUUGCUUGCCUUGCCAGGAAAGGACUUUAAAUGUCUAUUAAACAGUGGGGGGAAAAAACAGCAUCCAUCCAUCCAUCCCUAUUUCGUAUUUAAAAUCAAUAUGCUUCACGUGUUACACUGCUGGGUCUUGGUUUCGAUGAAAGUUUCUUGCAUGGGAGGGACAUAGCAGUCACUUAUCAAGAUCGUUCGAGUUACAAGAGCAGGAAAAACAUGGUUUAAUUGGUCUGCAAUCUACACCAUCAGCAAGAUGAGCAGUUAUGCUUCUUCUGCUCUUCUCAGCAGUUUUAAUGGAAAAAAAGUCAUGGUAAUGUGUUAUCCCGCUAAUGUGUUUUAUGUUUUCGAAGCUCCAUUUGUUACAUUGUUAUAAGCUACGGUGUUUUAUUUAGUGGUCAAUAAAAGGCAUUUUUAACUA